AUGUCAAGCUCAUAUACCAAAGAGCAAGAGACCAUAGUGUUGAAGACGCUUUCCUAUAAACCACAUCAAUUUUACCAGAUUCUUGCAGUUGAGAAAACCGCUACAGACGGUGAAAUCAAAAAGUCGUACCGUAAACUUGCUAUAAAGCUACACCCAGAUAAGAACCCGCAUCCAAGAGCUGAUGAAGCUUUCAAGUUCGUUAAUAAAGCAUGGGGCGUAUUGAGCGAUCCCUCUAAAAAGAGAAUAUUUGAUCAAACCGGAUCUGACCCUGAUUCCAGAUUCUCGGGUCAUUCUUCCGAAGGUUCUUCCACUGGCGCCAGUCCCUUUGCAAGAGGCUCUCCAUUUGGGUUCCAAAAUGCUGGUGCAGCGCCAUUUGAUGAUGACAUUUUCAAUUUAUUUUUCGGUGGUGGACGUGGUGGUCCAACUUUUACGUUUGGUGGUGAUGGAUUUACUUUCCAGACCUUUGGAGGCGGAGAACAUCCUUUCAUGAGGCACCGUCAAGCCCAGACUAGACAGAGAACAAGAUCACAACAGCAAGCAAGCGGAGAAGUCCCAGCUCAGCCUCCACUAAGGGAAACGUUGUCGCAAUUGCUACCUGUUCUAUUGAUCUUGAUAGUCCCAAUCCUUUCCGCAUUGUUUUCUGAUUCGUCAUCAGCACCAGAAUAUUCCUUUCACAAGUCGAAGCUGUUCAGUGUUGAAAGAAAGACUCCAAAAUUUAGCAUUCCCUUUUAUGUUUCUGAUUCCUUCAUCGAGAAGAAGAAAUUGAGUGGAAAGCAAUUGAAAAACUUCGACUCGAAGGUAGAAAAUUUAUACAUACAAGACAGAAGAUCCAAAUGCGCCAGAGAACAGCAUAUUAAAAAUGAAAUGAUAGACGAUGCACAGGGAUGGUUUUACACAGACCAGAUGAAGCUUGCCGAAGCCGAAAGCCUUCCUAUGCCCAACUGUCAAGCAUUGAGAAACUUAAAUUUAAUUUAA
Messenger RNA from Scheffersomyces stipitis CBS 6054, 975 nucleotides. RefSeq names its product type I HSP40 co-chaperone (gene HLJ1). The record is from RefSeq and is a predicted model, not a curated record. Gene Ontology annotation, biological process: cellular response to misfolded protein. NCBI's taxonomy places the organism in Eukaryota, Fungi, Ascomycota, Pichiomycetes, Serinales, Debaryomycetaceae. The transcript has a single exon. Bases 1 to 975 code for a protein of 324 amino acids. Gene Ontology annotation, molecular function: Hsp70 protein binding. Gene Ontology annotation, cellular component: endoplasmic reticulum membrane.